AACCCACCCUGCACCAUCCUGCGCCGCUGGGAAUCCUCGUCCAAUGCCUCUCUUCUCCCGUUCAUAGGUUGUGUGCCUCUUGACCCUGCAAACCUCCCACCUUGCGACCGACACCGAAGCCAAUACCUCAGGCUCAUUCCCUGCCCUUCUCUCCUGUCGGCUCGACUUUUUUAAUCUCGUGGUGGUUGAUGACACUACUGCCCUUGCCGCUCACCAGACACUUUCUAAGAAACACCCAUAACGCAUUCCGAGUCUUUUUUUCCCACCACGCCCACCACAUCAUUUCGUAUAGCUGCGCCUGCUGAUGCUAUACCUGGACUGCGUCGUCCUCCUCCUCCACCAUAAUCAUCAUCAUCGUUUCCUUUUCAUCCGGCCUGCUGCACGCGACGCUUCCACUCGACCCCGGUGAUGUCGAGUGUAGACUACAAGUAUGAGGAACGUGGGGGGCCUGCAGCUUCGCGCGCAACCUCCGCCGUCCAAUCCCCGAUGGACCACUUCCAUUACCCUACCACUCAACCCUCGUCCAGUCUGGACGACACAGACUCUUCUACCUGGUCUAGUUUAGCAGGUCCAUUGACCGGAAAUACUUCUUCGACCAACCUUUCCCCCGCCAACUUCUCCUCGACAGCAGACUCUCAAUCUACCUUGACCUCCAAACCCACCCAGCCCAACCUGGAUCUCUCUACGUCCGAAGCCCUCGCCCGCAAUGAGGCCUUACUGCGGGAACCUGUCUUCCCCGAGUGGAAGGACGAUGCCGGUCCUGUUGAUUUCGACAGUCCCGAAGACCUACAAAAAAAGGAUCCUCUAGGGACCCAGAUAUGGAAACUGUACCAUCGCACGAAGUCCCGACUUCCCAACCAGGAACGCAUGGAGAAUCUGACCUGGCGGAUGAUGGCGAUGAAUCUUCGCCGACAGCGGGAGCGAGAGCAACAACAGCAACAACAACAGCAGCAGCAGGAGCAGGAGGAGGAACAAGCAGCGUAUGGAAUAUCCAUUCAAUCCGGCAGCGACUCUCGCAUGGCCGGUGCUGACGACCUGGUUUCUAGUGCAAAGAAGACCCAGUUCAAGAGUCCAGCACAGCCCUCGAACGCUCCCAGUGGCAUCGCUCAACAACUUCGCAAGUCUGUCGACCAGUCAGCCGAUCGUGAGCCAUCACCUUCUGAUCCCAUGAACCUGGACGACUUCAUCAUUCCUAGCUCGGUGGCUUCGCCCGCUGGUAUCACGGCACCUUCUCCCUCGGACAAUCAGAACAGACAGUUCCAGACCCCGGGAAUCCCUAUAAGUGCUCGCAACAAGAUGCAUGUGCAGAUACCCAAAGACUUGCCGCCCUCUUCGGCGCCACAGUCCUCCAUUCCCUUUUUCAGAGCGUCCGAAUUCGACUAUGUACAAAAAAGGGUUCGCAAGACUAGCAUCGAUGAGAGGAAAGGAGGACGAAAACGUCCCGCAGAAUUCUCUCCCCAGGUACCUCCUUUGGUCGCGCCAAACCUGCCCAAUAACGCCGAGGGUGAUUCUGGUGUGCCCGACUAUGCCCUUGACCAACCUACGCCUUCUCAAUUCAGUGGCCCAGCGAGCUUCCAGGGCCAAAUGUCGAUGCAUUUGGACUCUUUCCAUCUGAGUGAGGAUCCAAUCCUUACAUCAGCCGGACCGUUCCAACAAAACUUUGCCUUUUCCCCAGGGGCCUCGCCUAUGGUCACAAAUGGGCCCUUUGCAAACGUCUAUAACCAAACCUCCAUGGCCUCUUCGCUAAACUCAGCAGACUUCUAUUCCCCACCUCAAUCUGGUUAUGCCUCCGCCGUCUCCACGCCGCAAGCGGGCCACGACGAUAAUUCGCAUUUCUAUUUCGACCAGAGCCAUUCCCGAUCGCUGCCCUUCUAUGCCGCUCAACGAGCGAAUCCUAUGAUGACUCCUAUGUCCGCUAAUUUCGCCUAUGGGAACAACAAUGAGCAGAUGUAUACUUCCAUGAAUGGUGUCAGCUCGGCACCGUCAAUCAAUGGCUUCACAAUUCAGCAACAUGUAGAUCCCUCCAAUGUUCUUGGUCCUGACUAUGGCCGCCGAGUCUCUCCUGGUGUGUCAAUGGCUGGAAAUGACAACAUGUUCCAAUUUGGAGCAGACUCUGACAACGAAGAUGAUGAUGGUAACUACAACGAUCGUAGUCUUAUGAUGCAGUCCGAUUAUGGCCAGAUCGGCGAUCCAACCCUCGAUCUCAAUUCGGGCUUACAAUGGGAUCCGACGGUCGACUACAACAGCAUGUCUCGCUACAGUGGCAAUGGAAAGCAAGUCCGCAUUGGCGGAGCAGAGAUGGUCAAUUCUCCUCCAGAUUGGAGUGGCUCGAUGCUUAGUCGGACACAUGGUUCAGCAGCGUCCAUCAGCGAUAUCCGAAAUCGAGACCAGGACCCUCGGCGACAAAAAAUUCCCAGGACCACCUCGACUCCUGCGCUGUCCAACCACCAAAUGCAGUCCGCCCAAAGUUCGCCUGCAGAAUCUGGACUCAGCAGUCGCCAGCCCUCGAGGCCCGGAAGCCCUGGUCCGAAGAGUACUGACCAGAAUGGCGUCCCCACCACAUGCACCAACUGUUUCACGCAGACCACGCCCUUGUGGCGACGCAAUCCUGAAGGCCAUCCUCUUUGUAACGCAUGUGGUCUUUUCCUCAAACUUCACGGCGUAGUUAGACCUCUGUCAUUGAAAACCGAUGUCAUCAAGAAACGCAACCGUGGCAGUGGAAAUGCUGUGCCCAUGGGCUCUGCUGCAACCCGAGCAUCGAAAAAGUCGUCUAGAAAAAACUCGGUACAACAGACUCCAGCUACGACUCCGACAGCGGCAAGUGAGCACAACUCAGCAUCACCAGCUUCGGUGCAGGGUUCUACUCACUCGGGGUCUGUUGUGACUACGCCAACGAGUUAUCCAGCGGGGACGACAGGCGGGAAACCCGGUGUGGUUCCCAUUGCAGCUGCGCCGCCCAAGCCCCCUGUUCAGCCGGGCCCUAACAUGGGUCGACCAGUCCAGGUUACGCCGAAACGUCAGCGAAGACAGUCGCGCGCUUCCACUACCAAUUUGCCCAACACAAGCAAUCUGUCGACCACGUCCACGAACACCGGGUCAAGCAACGACGACGAGAUGCAAGAUGUUGGACAGUCCACUCCCAAACCGACCCAAGCACCCGUUACUCGAGCCAAAGCGGCCAGCAUGUCCACAACGGCCGGGGUAACCACCAUGGCAUCUGUGAUGCAGGGCGGAUUGUUGAAUCCGGGUGUGCAAAACAUGCCAGGAGGACCACAUGGAAACAGCCAAGAAUGGGAAUGGCUGACCAUGAGUUUGUGAUCAACGUUUUACGGCACAAGGCCGACGAUCGCAAUUGGAGGGUUCAAGGUUUCACCACGUCGAUUUCGCGCACCCUACCGUUCUUUUCUGUGUUGCACAUAGACCAAGUCGAUUAUUUUUCCUACACCAACACCAGUUAUACGACAUGACGGCCACGCAAUACAGGACUUUCUAUAGUCUUCACACCUCUGGUGAGAAGGCGGGUUGGCUCCGAAAUGCAACAUUACAGGGCCAAAGUCGGUCAAGAGAGGAAUCUUGUCUGAGACUUUUUUGCUGUUGUGCAAAUAUAAUGAUGGGGAAUUUCUGGGUUAUCAAUUUGCUUUUCCGUCGUUUUCAGUGAUAUCACCGCGUCUGUUUUCGAAAGGCCGUGGGAUUCUACGGCUUCGAGCAGAAGUGCGCAUUUUGCUUUUUGUUAUGAGAAGAGAGAUGAGAGAGAAGGGGGUGGUUGUAUUGAGAUUUUGGCCCCGUGUUGGGCCAGACAGCAGAUGGUUGAGAUACCCUGAGACGAAUUGAGAUGAUGGUUUAGCAGGAGGAGGUUUAAUGAAAGCUCUUGGAAUAGAGACGCAGAUGAUGUUUUUGAAAUGGAAAGACAGGUAAAGAACAAUCUAGAGAUACACUGAGUAAUGAAGUGUUAGAAACAAUUUGAUACAUGAAGCAAAUCGAGUUAUUUUGAGAUGAA
Messenger RNA from Exophiala oligosperma, 3997 nucleotides. RefSeq lists its product as uncharacterized. Lineage: Eukaryota; Fungi; Ascomycota; Eurotiomycetes; Chaetothyriales; Herpotrichiellaceae. Gene Ontology annotation, biological process: negative regulation of transcription by RNA polymerase II; positive regulation of transcription by RNA polymerase II. Gene Ontology annotation, molecular function: zinc ion binding; RNA polymerase II cis-regulatory region sequence-specific DNA binding; DNA-binding transcription factor activity, RNA polymerase II-specific. The transcript has 2 exons. The record is from RefSeq and is a predicted model, not a curated record. The coding region runs from base 409 to 3318 and encodes 969 amino acids.